AUUAAGCUGUGAAGCUAUCCAUCAUUGUAAUCAAAGCCCUGUUGCUGAACCUGAUGUAUUUAUAUCUGAUGCAUGCUUCUGUGUUUUAAACUCAUAUCUGAACUGUUACUGAUGCAUGAACUCUGAAUUGCAAGGUUGGUCAGAUAAGAGUGUUGAGACCGCUCACAAGUCUUUAGGCGUCCAAAGAUUUAUUAGCAAAACAAUAGCACCCUCUGGCUCACUAUAAUAACCGCUUUUGUUUGAACUCACGAGUCUUUAAGCUUCAGAAGAUUUAUUAGCAAUACAGCAGUACCCUGUGGCUCGCUAUAAUAACUUCCUUUGUUUGAUAUUUGAACUGUUUCAGAAAUGGAUCCAACCUUCUAAGAAGCUGAUGAGUAACCCAACCACAGUUCUUGUGGACGGCUUCAUAGGGAGAAUAAAUGAAAAAUAUGGAUUCCCCUCUUUUAUUUGUAUCUUACAGUUCAGUACAAUGACAACAUUUUGUAUUUCCAUUGUACCAAACUAUGGAGUAAACUUGACCUGGAGAUGGAUGACUCUUGCUAAAUUUUGUAGUAUUGGAUUUUAGCAGCUCUAGCAGGUCUGUUUAGCUUUAUUCUUUGAGGGUUAAUUUCACUGCGAUUUUCUCGCCUUAUGGUUUUUGUUCUUUCAAAAUUCAUGUUGUGUUUCUACCAAAGUUUUAAAUAGCUGGCUACUGCAAAUAGCGGCAGAUUUUUUAGCAGCUAUACGAGGCUAUAGCCCAGCUAUAGCCGGCUAUACGAGCCUUACCUGACAUUGUAGGGAGCAGCAGCAGACUGGAGAGUGGAGAGUGGAGCAGCAGCCAGGGGUAGCACCGUAGCAGCAACAGUCAGGGGAGGCAGGGCUUGAUCCAGUCCAACAGCAAGAUGAGCUUCACGCUGUCACUUGGGCAGCUGCCGAUGAUGACCGUCAUGGACUGCGGGAAGAGGGCGCUGGAACUUGUGAGCUCGGAGAAGCUCUGUAGGUUUGUCAGGGCGGAGAAGAUGGUUCUGAAGACAGAGCUCUGCCGUUUCAGCGGUAUAAAGAUAUACCCGGGAAGGGGCAUCAGAUUUGUCCGUUCAGACUCUCAGGUCUUCCUUUUCUUCAACUCCAAGUGCAAGCGCUACUUCCACAACCGUCUCAAGCCUGGUAAGCUUUCUUGGACUACCUUGUUCAGGAAGCAGCACAAGAAGGUGCAUGCACUUAUACCUAUUCUCUUUAAUGAUAUCUAUAUGCUAGUUCAGCUUAUUUCUCUCACAAUCUUGAUACUUUGUCCUACUAGCGUGCUCUACCUACUUUUUGUGAGUGUAAGUGACGCUGUCAACUGGUAGUUAUUCAUCCUGCUUUAUUAUUUUUCCUGAUAAAUUGCAUCACUUGCAUGUACGGAAAAUUAUUUGUUAUUACUCUUUCUCUAUUUGUGAUGAACCAGAUCCUGGACAAGGGAUGUUAAGCACGAUUGGGUUAGGGAACAGGGCAUCCAUUUCUGGAACCUUUGCAGUGUCCUGCUCAUCCUGGGCCUCUCUUCGAGCAGUUCCUC
Lolium rigidum is the source of this 1531-nucleotide messenger RNA. RefSeq names its product 60S ribosomal protein L24-like. The transcript is spliced from 5 exons. Bases 882 to 1325 code for a protein of 147 amino acids. Gene Ontology annotation, molecular function: structural constituent of ribosome; mRNA binding. NCBI's taxonomy places the organism in Eukaryota, Viridiplantae, Streptophyta, Magnoliopsida, Poales, Poaceae. Gene Ontology annotation, biological process: cytoplasmic translation. The record is from RefSeq and is a predicted model, not a curated record. Gene Ontology annotation, cellular component: cytosolic large ribosomal subunit.